This is a messenger RNA of Elephantulus edwardii (Cape elephant shrew), 834 nucleotides long. It is a transcript of the gene MS4A10, whose product is annotated as membrane-spanning 4-domains, subfamily A, member 10. NCBI's taxonomy places the organism in Eukaryota, Metazoa, Chordata, Mammalia, Macroscelidea, Macroscelididae. The record is from RefSeq and is a predicted model, not a curated record. The transcript is spliced from 7 exons. Gene Ontology annotation, cellular component: membrane. Bases 1 to 834 code for a protein of 277 amino acids.
AUGGGUCCAUCCCAGCCUGGCCAGACAUGUCAGCCCUGGCAGGUGACCCCAGCUGAGUUACUGCCCCGGAGCUGGCACCAGGAGGAGGUCCUGAAGAAGCGCCGCCUCCUCCAGCAGCUGGGGGUCUCCCAGGUCUUCAUGGCUACGCUGCACCUGUUCUUCGGGACUUACCUGAUGGCUGCAGCCAAGGACCUUCACCUGGUGCUUCUCAAGUCUUGGUACCCCUUCUGGGGGGCUGCCUCUUUCUUCUUUUCCGGAGUCGCGGCGAUAGCAAUGACAGUAUUUGGUAAAGCAUACCUGAAAGGGUUGUGCUUGACAGCUAAUCUGGUCAGCUUCUUCUGCGUGCUGGCCGGCCUCUACGUCAUUAUCAAGGACCUCUUUCUGGAGAGCGGGUUCGAUGACCCGAUCUGGGGAACUCACUACACAAUCCACAUCCAGAGGCUGGAGCUGGCCCUGUUCUCCUUCACAUGCCUGGAGUUCAUCCUGCUGGGACCUAUGGCCAUGGUGGCCUGGAAAGUCGGCCGCCUGUCUGCAGAGGUGGACAACUCAUCCCUUGUCCUCAACCCCCCACUUGAAUUCAGUAGUCAGUGGGUGAGACCCCCACCCUCCUAUGAAGAUGCAGUCCGGGGCCACCCCGAAGGCAGGACGGACUCCGGGGCCAGCCACACCUCUUUGCCAGAAGCCUGCUUCACCCUCUGCCCUCCCUGCCUGCUGCCUCCAGUGCGCAGAGGAGAAAAACUCAAACUCGGCUUCAUUGCCAUCAAGCCAUUGCCGACUCAUACCUGCCAAUCACAAUGGUGGCGGCUGCCCAUCUUGGUGUCUCGGAGCCGCUGA